Mobula hypostoma (lesser devil ray) is the source of this 5985-nucleotide messenger RNA. RefSeq lists its product as uncharacterized. Lineage: Eukaryota; Metazoa; Chordata; Chondrichthyes; Myliobatiformes; Myliobatidae. The transcript is spliced from 7 exons. Gene Ontology annotation, molecular function: telomeric repeat DNA binding. The coding region runs from base 1 to 2022 and encodes 673 amino acids. Gene Ontology annotation, biological process: telomere capping; regulation of telomere maintenance via telomere lengthening. Gene Ontology annotation, cellular component: shelterin complex. The record is from RefSeq and is a predicted model, not a curated record.
AUGGGAGAAAGAAAGGGGGGAGGGGAGCUCCAGAGGGGGGCGAGGGGAUGGGACAUGGAGAAAGGUGGAGGGGGGGCAUUGCCGGAAAUUCAUGCUAUCAGAAACAGGAGAACAUCUGCCGGUCCUGACGAAGGGUCUCGGCCUGAAACGUCGACUGCGCCUCUUCCUAUAGAUGCUGCCUGGCCUGCUGCGUUCACCAGCAACUUUGAUGUGUGUUGCUUGAACAUCUGCCGGUGCUGGAAAUCCCAGCAACACGCACACGCACAGUGCUGGAGGAACUCAGCAGGCCCGGCGGCGUGUGUUCCCGAGCGGUCUCCCUCUCCCUCGGGUCUCACCGAUAUACAGGAGGCCGCAGCGGACCCGGACACGGACAAUGAGCCCAACAGGGCCACAGUUUGUCUGCAGGGGUGGGAUGCCAGCCUCACUGACAGUGGGCCUCUGUCACUUCGAGUCGCCUGUGCUGCAUUGUGGAGCGCUGUCACACGACACUGCACAGAACACUACGGGAGGGUGGUGGACUUUGUGAACAUCGUCUGGCAACAGGCUUCAUACCUCAUCAGUUAUCGCCACUACAUCAAGCUCUGCAUCGCUUUCAAAGCCAAGAUGGUGAUGGAGAUGUUUGUAAAGCAAAGGAGCUUACUGGACAUCCUGCAAAUGCUGGACAAGUUCUUCCCCGAGCUGCUUCCGGCUGACCCCAGAGCGACCACGAGUGAUGUUCAGAGGGAGCAGCAGUGUCGGCUGCAGUUCCGCAAACUGGUCCUGCUGCUGAUCCGAGACGGGGAUUACAGGGAACGGUUCCUGCAGGAUGAGCUGGAGGAUGCGUACGGCACUUUGUUCAUGGUGGCGGCUCAGAACCUGCUGUGGGAGUUCCUUGAGAGGCUUGAGAAAGUCCUGCCGCCUCCCCGGCUUGAUCAGCUCCUUGCCUCGUGUGUGGACCGAGGCAGCCUCUCCCCGCAGGAGGAGUCCCUCGUUUCUCUGCUUACGGAUCCAGACAUUCUCCUGCAGCAGCCAUGGAUCUGCGAGAAGAGCGAUGGCGGUCAGGGCAGUGGUGACUUGGCGUCAGGAUCCUCUGGGAGCAGCACCAGGGGAGAGUGUGGGCUGAGAUGUGGACACCAUCCUGGCACAGAGCUGGUGACGGCAAACACUCAGGAGGGCGAAAGCUGCGUGUCAUCAAGGGAGCAGGCUUUGGAGGAGGAACAGACAGUGUCUGAGGCCAUUUUGGGACUGGCAUCCACGAAACCCCCUCCUACAGGGCACCUAUUCAGCAGGGGACCGACGGAGAGAGAUGGUGGGGGAGAGAAUUGUGGCAGAAGGCUGCAACCCAUGGUCUUUUCUGCCUUACACUUUGACCAGUUGUCUGACGAGGAAGUGGGAGGGUUCCUCUCAUUGACCCAGUCCCCUCCUGAUCCCCUGCAGUCUCAGCAAGGAAGGAGCCCAGCCGCAGCCUGCCCUCUGCCCCAGGACGACAGCGCUGAAGCAGGAGUCAGGAAAUCACAGGUCAUGGAAGGGACCCACCAGUGUGCACGAUCACCAAACCAGGGGCUGGAAAUCAAGUUGCUGGCCACAGCUCCCCUCUCACCGGAGGUCCAGGGCAGGCUGCUGCAGUAUUCCCAGUUCCAGCCCAGGGUCCUCCUCUUCAGACUGAGCUCUGGGCAGAAGGGACAGCCCACAGCAGCCGGGAGCCAAGGGCGACAGCGAGAGUGUCCCGUGGUUAGUGAGGACCACCACCAGCUGGGCAAGGUAGCCCCCACCCCUCCCUGGCGCUGGAACCUGCGAAAGAGGCCACGGCAGUGCCAGGCAGACUGUGCCAGCUGGACUGGGAGUAAACGGGUGGCGAUGGCUCCGGGCAGCCCGGACGGGGGACUGUUCUCAUCCAGUGAAGAGUCUUCGCUGUCUGACACCAGUGACGACGAGUAUUUCCCCUUCUGCAGCCAGCUAACUCCCUCUGGCCGCUGGGUUACCCACCCUGCCAGGAACGAGAUGGGGCAGUUUAUAGGGUACAAGUCCAAAGGAAUUAUCUGACUGCCAUACAUGCUGGCAAUGUGCUGAGCUGCGAACGCACACCCUGUUAGCAGGAACGGAGGGUUCCUAGUGUUCGAUUGCAGAAACAUCUCGGUGAACUGAGCUCGUAGAGUUGUGAAGGAGGCCACUUUCAGCUCAUCUGGCCAAGAUGGAUAUUGCCUUCCUUACUUCCCCACUUCCUGUUCCUUUCAGCUACUCAGUGCUCAUCCAGGAAUUGCUGGAGGUUCUGUCCGCUGUCCAAUUUGCAGCUUCACCCCUAGGUUAUGGAGACUCCUGCUGUUUACUUUAUCCAGGACAUUCAUGAGGUACCUCAUAGAAACAUAGAAAAUAGGUGCAGGAGUAGGCCAUUCGGCCCUUCGAGCCUGCACCGCCAUUUAUUAUGAUCAUGGCUGAUCAUCCAACUCAGAACCCAGCCUUCCCUCCAUACCCCCAACUCCAUACUCGGUCUCCCCUUGGCUAGGCACAGGUGUGUACCUUUGGAGAUGACGUGGUGGGAUGUGAAGAAACUCUCUCCAAAAGGAUUGCAGCAGCCAGACUCUCCCAAUAGAAGAUCGAAGCUCAAUACUGGCAUGGCUAAUGCAAAUACACAAGGUCACAUGAAAUCUCUGCCAGCUUCCUAUUCCACCCUCUACUUCCUACACAGCUCCCAGGCUACCCAACACAACUUCAAGGAAUUUGUCUGCAGUGAGGAAAUUGGGGAUUCUGUUGAAGACCCCUGGGUCCAUAUCUUGUAUGUGUUCUUGUUUUUCAUCUUGAACAACUAUCUUUCUAGUAAUGGUGACCCUGACAUCUUUAUUCCAUUGUGAUACUAAUACAUGUGACCUGUGUUUCUCCCUCUCAAAUUGCAGUAUGAAUUCAACUGUAUUAUGACCACUGUUUUCUCAGGGUUUCUUUACAUUAAGCUCCCUAAUAAUAUCUGGGUUAUUACACAACACAAUACCCAAUCUAAGAUGGCCUUUCCCUGUGUAGGCUCAAGCUACAAGCUGCUCUAAAAAAACAUCCUGUAUGCAGGCAACAAAUUCCCUCUCCGGCAAUCCAACACCAACCUAAUUUUCCCAAUCCCAUUGCAUAUUGAAGUCCCCCAUUACAAUUGUGUCAUUACAUGCCUUUUCCAGCUCCCUUUGCAAUCUCGAUCUCACCCCCACAUCUUGGCUACUGUCUGGAGGCUUGUAUGAUUCCUAUAAUGAUUUUUUUUACCCUAGCAGUGUGAGUGUCAAGGAGCAGGAGUGAGUGCCAGUGCUAUUACAAAGGAGGAAGUGCAUGGCAAACUCAAAGGUCCUAAGGUAGAUAAGUCACCUGGACCAGAUGGACUUCAUCCCAGAGUCCUGAGAGAGGUUGCUGAAGAGAUAACGGAUGCAUUGGUCAUGAUCUUUAAAAAAAAAAUCGCUUGGCAUAGUCCUGGAGAACUGGAAGAUUGCAAAUGUCACUCUACUCUUUAAGAAGGGAGGAAGGCAAAAGAAAGGAAAUUAUAGGCCAGUUAGCUUAACCUCAGUGGGUUGGGAAAGUGUUGGAGUCUAUUAUUAGGGAUGAGGUUUCAAGGUACUUGGAGAUUGAGGAUAAGUCAAAGUCAGUAUGGUUUCUCUGAAGGGAAACCUGGUCUGACAAAUCUGUUAGUAAUAAGCAGCGUGGACGAAGGAGAGGCAGUGGAUAUCACUCACUCAAAGCUGUUUGAUUAACAAGGUGAAACCCUAUGGCAUUACAGGAAAUAGGCUGCCAGGAUUGAAAUCUGAAUCUGAAUCCUUAGAGAAUGUGACAAAGCAGUGGAUGUGGUGUGUAUCGAUUUCAGUAAGGCAUUUAAUAAGGUUCCCUAUUAUACGCUCAUUCAGAAAGUCAGGAAGUUUGAGAGCCAGGUAAACCUGGCUGCAUGGCCCUACAAAAAUGCAGGUUCUCUCUCAAAUGUUGUACACGACACAAACAUUCCUCAAUAGUUCAAUGAGAAACAUUUAUUUACAGCGUCAGGUCAACACAUCCACACAGGCACAGUAGUCAUUUCAACAGGUUAUCCCUACAACACUCAGGUGAUGGCACUUAUACAAGUAACAGACUGGUGGCUGAGCGCCACGUGAUUCAGCAGGUCAAUCAUGGGCCAGUUUUUCAUCUUAGUUGGAAAGCAAGUUCCCAUUUGCCAUUCAAAACUCAUUCACUGGAACUGAACGAUUAGUCUGUAGCAAGUCAAGGAACAUUCAGUUUAGGCUGGCAUAUCAACAUUGAUCACAGACAUGACAACCAAUAAAUUAUCUCUCCCGCCCCCCCCCCCACCACACACACACACUCAUCAUCAAUCCAGGAGGUCUCAGAAUAUACUCUGGAGGGAGGGCGAGUAGUCAGAGAUCUUGGUGCCAUUGACGUGGCCAGAAAAAAUGGAUAAGGCCCUUUAGAGUGAACAUGAUUUUAUUUCUCAUCUUAAGAUUCAGUGAGAAAUAGGCAUAUCCACCCCCUCAAGUCAAGCUACCAGCAAUCCAUUAAUUUAACCAGAGCCUAAUUACAAGACAAAUUUCCAACAACCAAUUAACCUUCAUUGUGGGAGGAAACUGGAGCACGCAGAGGAAACCCAUACAGGUCACCAGGAAGACAUACAUUCUCCGCACAGAGGCUGCCAGAAUUGAAAUCCGAAAUCGGACACCCUGAGCUGUGAUAGUGUCAUGCUGACCUCUAUACCAUCCUGGCACUCUGUGUUGGGCAGAAGGUUCAAAACCAGGGCCUCAAGAGCUGUGAUCUCUGAUAGCUUCACUCAGAAGGUGGUGGGAGUAUGGAACAAGCUGCCAGGAGAAAUGGUGACUGUGGGUUCAAUGUCAAAAUUUGAGAAAUUUGGAUAGGUGCAUAGAUGGGAGGGAAAUGGAGAGCUACAGUCCAGGUACAGGUCAAAUGGCCAAGGCAAAUUAAUAGUUCAGCAUAGACUACUAGAUGGUUCAAAGGGCCUCUGUGCUGUAGUGUUUUAUGACUAUAAAACAGAAUUAGCUCCAAGUUUGAGGAAUGUUAAGCACCAAAGGAUAAAUCUGUGUAACAAAUACCAGCCAAUUCACUGAAAAGACAACUUCCUGCUAACUCCCAGUUAAGUAACUCGACCACCUCUUCUUCACCAUACAUUUGAGGAAGGAAGAUCCCACAAUUACCCUCAUCCAAUACCACUAAAGUCAUACCAGUUCCUGUAGAAACUGUCCAGAGUUCACAUUUUAAUGCAAACACAUUCUGUACCAGACUGUUUAAGGAAUGCGAUAGUCUGAGCCCAUCUUGUGUUGAUGGAGAAAACUUCCAUCAGAUCUAGCUGUAGCAAGGAACACAAUGGGCUUUUCCAUAAAAUCACAGGUUAAAACAUUGUGAAAACACAGGAAUCAGGGCCAGGAUAGACAGAAAACCAGGUUAUUGCUUAAAAGGGCUCAAAACAUUGACUGGAGCAGUUCUAGUUUGUUUUUAAAAAAAAGUCAUUCCAACACAAAGGGGCAUAGGAAUUUCACAUGGCAGGUGCUAACACUGAAAUCUCCCAAAACCACAGAGCAGGGCUCCAUAGGCAAGGCAUUGUGAAACACAUUACUGAGGCUGUGGGGCUCAGUACUAGAGGCUGUUACAGAAGGGAAUUUAACCUCUGCUCUCAAUAAAACAUGUGGGAGACCUGUGAUGUGUUCCAGUGCUGGCUCCUGCCACAUUUUAGCCCAUUCAUCCACACACAGUGAGGACUGCAGAGUGUUCCAAACUGCAGUUAGCCUGGUUCCUGUGGAACACACAGACCAAUGUCUUCUCCAUCUUUACAGCCCUUUCGACUUGGAAAGGGUUACUGGUGGCUCUGUAUCUCAAUGCUGCAUGUCAGGGAUAUUACUGGAGCUAGCAAUUGUGUCACUCUGCCAGCAGAGGGCAAGAAGUUCAGAGAUGUUGGCACAGCAACCAUGGCGACAGCAGCUCUGAAGGACGGCAGCUUAAGGUGCAGUUCCCCAAAGUUCUAUGUAUGACGAUGAAUUCAUCUCCCUU